Fukomys damarensis (Damara mole-rat) is the source of this 3703-nucleotide messenger RNA. RefSeq names its product POC5 centriolar protein (gene Poc5). The transcript is spliced from 11 exons. The record is from RefSeq and is a predicted model, not a curated record. Bases 74 to 1645 code for a protein of 523 amino acids. NCBI's taxonomy places the organism in Eukaryota, Metazoa, Chordata, Mammalia, Rodentia, Bathyergidae. Gene Ontology annotation, cellular component: centrosome.
CCCACAUGUCUGAUACGGAACUCAUUGUCCUUCCUCUGAAUCUGAAUCUGCUCCUCUUCCUACAUUCCUUGCCAUGUUCUUGUGCAGAAUGGCAUCAAAUGAAGACAAAUACUCACUUCCAGUUAUACAAAAUAACUCCCAUCAAAGCAGUUCUGUCUCUACAGAUCUUCAGGAAGAGUAUGAAGAACUGCUUCGUUAUGCUAUAGUGACUCCAAAUAUUGACUCCAGUGUUUCACAGCCAUCUCAUCCUAAGGGAGAAGCGCCAGAUGCUAGAAUUCCUACUACAGUUGAUAAUAUUCUUCACAAUCAAGCAGGAAGUAGCUCUGUAGUAAGAGAAACUGCAAUGGAAAGUGGAAAAGGAAGCGACUUAAAUAUUUCAAGUCAUUCAAAGGUGGAUGGGUCAUCGCCAUUGUUAUCACCAAGGAAACCUUCUCACCCAGUCAUGGAUUUUUUCAGCUCACAUCUCUUAGGUGACUCUUCUUCACCAGCAACUAAUUCUACCCACAUAGAUGCCCAUGAAAUAAUUGCAGGUGAUUGCUUUGUUUCUGAUGAAAACCUUCAGAGGAUGGAGAAUGUCCUCGAUCUGUGGAGUUCCGGUCUUAAGACAAACGUUAUAUCUGAACUAAGCAAAUGGAGACUUAAUUUUAUUGACUGGCAUCGAAUGGAAAUGAAGAAAGAGAAGGAAAAACAUGCAGCACGUGUAAAGCAACUGUGCAGCCAGAUCAGUGACUUGAAGGAGCUGCAGAAAACCUUUGAAAUUUCCAUUGGGAGAAAAGAUGAGGUGAUUUCUAGUUUGUCUCAUGCCAUCAGCAAACAAAAGGAAAGGAUAGAGUUGAUGCGAACAUUCUUCCGCUGGCGGAUUGGCCAUGUCAAAUCCAGACAGGAUUUAUCCGGAGCUUUGGAAAAUGCAAAAGCCGAGAUUCAGAGAAUGCAACAAGAGAAAGAGCACUUUGAAGAUUCCAUGAAGAAAGCGUUCAUGAGGGGAGUAUGUGCAUUAAAUCUAGAAGCCAUGACUAUAUUUCAAAAUAGAAAUGAUGCCGGGACAGAUUUCACAAAUAAUAAAAAGGAAGAGUAUGGCGCUGGUGUUCAAGGAAGAGAACACUCUGCCCCCUUGGACCCUUCGGUGGCCCCGGUGCCCUCAGCGCUGACCGGACAGCUGCUGCCGUCCCCGUCCACAGGGGCAGUUGGAGCCCCCGGUGCCACUGCCAUGCCCUCUGCCGCUUCUGCUUCCAUGACGUCUGCUGGGGCUGCUUCUGUGCCCUCUGCUGGCACUCGCAUUCCUGCUUCUGCUCUUUCAGGGGCGGCAUCUACUGCUGAAGAAAUGUAUGUGCCAAGAGUUGUGACUUCAGCACAGCAAAAAGCUGGAAGAACAAUUACUGCCCGGAUCACAGGCAGAUGUGAUUUUGCCUCAAAAAACAGAAUUAAUAGUAGUUUAGCUAUUAUGGGAGUUUCUCCUCCCAUGAGCUCAGUUGUUGUGGAGAAACAUCAUCCAGUCACAGUGCAAACCAUUCCCCAAGCGACUGCUGCAAAAUAUCCUCGGACCAUUCAUCCUGAGAAUAGUAUCUCUGCUUCCAGAUCUCUCGGAACAAGAUCAGCCCACCCACAGUCUCUCACAAGCAUUCAGUCCAUAAAAGUAGUUGACUGACAUGAAUAUCUCACAAUGAGGUCUUUUAACUCCUUUGUUUUACCAAGGGUUGGAAGUCUUUAGUUUUUAACAUUUCCAUAUUAUUAGAACAUUGUGGAUAUAUCAUGUCCACCUCAAAAUUACAAAAGACUUUUUCAAGCUGUAACAUCCUUUGUAACUAUAUGUAGAGAUUACUUUAAUGUUAUUUUUUAUUUAAGCAAUUAAGUAAAACUUUUUAAAUUAAAAAAAAAUUUUAAUAUGUUUAGUCUGUCAUUGAUUGUAGCAUCAAAGUAUAUAAAUCCUGUUUCCUGUACAUUAUUUCUAAAAAGCUAAGUUAUUUCCAAUGCUACUGAACUAUAAUUUACUUAAAAAUCUGAGAAGGAGGGUUGGGGACUUAGCUCACUGGUACCAUACCUACCUUGCAAGCACAAGGUCCUGAGUUUGAUCCCCAGUACCAAAAAAAAUAUUUGAGAAGGAAUUUUACUUUAAACAUAUUAAAGUCAGUAGAAACUAAGAUAUUUUUGCAUUAAAAAGCUAAAGGCCAAGAAUGUUUUUAUCACAGUUUUUUGUGACUUACUAUCUUCAUUUUUGUGUGAUAAUUAAAAAUAAAGAGAAAUAGCAAUGCCUAUGGAUAAUUUUUAAUGCUUAAAAGAAAGGGGGAAAAUGUUUAAUAGCAUAAAAAUCGAGUUGUGAGAACAUCAAAAAGAAAUUCCUGUUAGAAUGACCCUUUUUCUGAUGUUCUUUCUGACCUUGUUUCAGACUAUAGCAUCGAACUAUUCUGAUAUCUGUGUGUACAUCCAAACUUGUCCUGUGGUGGUAUAGACCAGGCAACUAGAAAGCCUAGGCCUGAGCAGAAACUGUUUGGUGACUGGCCAAGAAAAAGAAACCAUCUGGGCAGGACUGAUUUAGAAGAAAGAGGCCUCCCCUUCCAGUGGUUUUUUUGGCCAAAUAGUGAACUGUAAGACCCUCAUCUCUGAAGAGUAAAAUCUACCCACCCUACCUAUUUCAUGUUGUCCUUCUAGAGUACAUAAAAACGAAUAGAUCUUGGGGUUAUGGGGUACAGAUUAGUGAUAAAGCACUUGCCUAAAAUGCACAAAGACCCAAAUUCAAUCCACAGCACUACCAAAUAAAUAUAUUCAUUCUGAAGAAUCUAGGUAUCUUCAACAAAAAGGGAUGGGCUUAAUAACCUGAAAUCUCUUCCAACUUAAACAUGAUUUAACUCUGCUGUAGUUGAAUUGAAAAUAAUUUUUUUGGCUGCCUCACAUUGGUUAACAGGACAUCAGCAAAUAAAUGUGAUCAAGGCAAACAAAAUCACACUUUCUAACAUGUCACUAGGACUUUUCUGAAAUUUAGAAGUAUCAGGCUGUUUCUUAAGGAGUGCGAGGUGCUUCACUGCAUUGCUCUGGGCUCUGGCCCAGCUGCAGGGUGGCAAACAGUUACACGCACAUGGGAGCUUUGUGUGAGCAUACACAGGCCUCUCCUCACCCCUGCUGUGGUCACAUCCAACCUCCCUCCCGCUGGAGCUGUGAGAGACCCUGGGAUUGUGCAACCCGGAGUGAACACCCCACAAUAAUAAGCAGAACAGUCCUCCGGCCCUCACUGUGAACUGUCCUGGGACUGCUGGUCCAUCCUGUGUCCAGCAAAAGCAUCUUCAAGACCAAAAGUGAAGCUGAGGACCCAGACAGAGGUGGCCACUUUGUCCUGCCCUCAUCCAGUCUCCUUGCCUGGAUCACACCCUAUCCCCUUCACUCCAGAUCCAGGAUUUAUGCACCUGAAAGAUGUUACACGUAAGCCAGGGUCUCAGGCUUCACUUCCUGAGGACUCCAGACUGCAGUGAGGAUGGCUUUCAGUGUCCAAGCCAAGGCCAUAUGGACUAAAGCAAAUACUAUGAAUACUAUAAGCAUCUUUUUAUCUGUAAGCUCUAGAAAUAUUACAUAUUAUCUAAAGCAUCAAACAGUGUUGGCCUACAUUAACAAAUUCAACAGCUAAAACACUAACCAGCAAGAGUAUGUCUAUACCUGUGCAUGGUGGCACACGCUUAUAAUCCCAGCACCUGGGAAGCUGAGGUGGGAGGCUCAC